Messenger RNA from Mauremys reevesii (Reeves's turtle), 2423 nucleotides. It is a transcript of the gene ZGLP1, whose product is annotated as zinc finger GATA like protein 1. The record is from RefSeq and is a predicted model, not a curated record. Gene Ontology annotation, cellular component: nucleus. NCBI's taxonomy places the organism in Eukaryota, Metazoa, Chordata, Testudines, Geoemydidae. Gene Ontology annotation, biological process: oocyte development; spermatogenesis; regulation of transcription by RNA polymerase II. Gene Ontology annotation, molecular function: sequence-specific DNA binding; zinc ion binding. The coding region runs from base 1 to 1158 and encodes 385 amino acids. The transcript has 6 exons.
AUGGAGGGGGAGCUGUUCCUGGACGGGCACCCCCCCGACUUCUCCCUCCUGCAGCAGCUGCUCUUCCCGCCCUGCCUGGAGCCGGAGCCCGGCAGCCCAGCCCCGGGCCCGGCCAGCCCGGGAGGGGCAGCCAGGCCCGCGGGGCGCCCCCGCCCGGAGCCCUCCCCCAGCAUGGCCUGCUGCCUGCAGGUUCCGGACAGCAGCGCCCUGAGCUUCCUGCAGGAGUCCGCCCAGCGGCUGCCCCAGGCGCCGGGGGGGCACGAGGAGCCGAGCCGUGCGCCCAGGGCGCAGCACCAGCAGCCGCCGCCGGGGCCAGCCGUGCGCCCAGGGCGCAGCGCCCCGCAGCCGCAGCCCGGGGCCAGCCCCCUCGCUUCCCUGGGCACCUGCAGCCCCAUGGACACCCUGAGUCUCAUCAGCCUGCACUGUUCUCAUCUGGUGUCGGGCGCGGCGGCCCCCGCCAGCCCCCCCGAGACUAGGGCAGGGCCCCAAACGACGUCCCCCUGCCUCCUCCCCAUAGACUGCAACGGCAGCGCUUCCAGAGAGGCCGGGGCAGCAGGGCAGGAGGGGCGGAGCUGGGAGCCAGGGGCCGGCGGCCCCAGCCAGCCUGAGCCGGGCUGCAGGAGGAGAAAGCCCCGCAAGCAGCCCGCACCCAGCCGGAGCGCUGAGGCCCGAGACCCCUCUUUCCAGGGGGUGACCCUCUGCAUGCGCCUGUGUCUUUGCCAAGGCAGCUCCGAUGGGUACCAGCUCCUCAUCCGCCCCCAGUACAGCAGUGCAACGUGUGGGAAAAGAAGCCGUAACCCAAAUCCAAGUCACGUCUCUUUAACAAGAGAAUUCUGCAGAGCCAGCAGUUCUGAGGAGGAUCAAGGCUCCCUCUCUGUCCAGAGUGGUAAGUGUUGCGCUUCCUGCCAGACGAGGAAAACUCCCCUGUGGAGGAUUGCUGAGGACGGCACCCCACUCUGCAAUGCUUGUGGCAUCAGGUACAAAAAGUACAGGAUACGCUGCUUCCGCUGCUGGAAUAUCCCGAAGAAAAGUGGCAAACCUUACUCCCGCUGCGCGAACUGUGGAGACAGACUGCGCAUGGCCGCGGCCCAGCAGAGAACCGGGAAAAGAAAAUGCGACGACUUCCUUAAAUCUCAAGCAAGGGCUCUUUGCUGUUAGCCGGAGAGCGGCUCUGGUACCUGCUGGAGUGAGCAGGGGCCCAGCGCUGCCCUGCGGGCUGAGCGGAGGGAUGCGAGAAGCGUUGGCUCAGUCCAGUUGCCUUUAGGACCAGUUGCUGCUUUUCCCCCUCCCUCUCGUGCUGUUCUGUAAAAUGAACGUCCGCUCCUGCCUUUGCUUUGCGCGGCAACUCGGGAAAAUGAACCCAGGUUUUUGCACAGGCGAAGUUGUUACAGAGCUUGAAUGAGGGGUGGGAAAAUAAGAGUUUGAAUCUUAAGCUUGCUCCUGGCUCGCCUGGUGGGUGUGAGUGUGGUGGCUGCUUGUUCAGACCCCAGGAUACCAGUGCUACGCCCUGGGUCUAACCUGUCUUGACUGUAGAACAGAUGGCUGCAGCGAGGCUCUCUCUAGCAGGCCUUGUUAUGGGGCAAACGCAGACUCCAGAAGAAAUUGAGAUAAUUCUGGAUGUUAAAGAAAAUAGAAUAUUAGCUCCAUUCAGAUAGUAACUUGCACCUGUGGCAGCAACAAUCGCUGCUAUGGACAUGAGCUGAACAUGUAGAUUCUGGCAAUGCUUAAAACCCCCGCUCAAAAUGAAAUGAAGCAUUGUUAAGGGGUUAAGAAUGUUUUAGAUCAAUAUUCGUUCAUGGACCCCAAUGAAGAGCUUUCCUGUUAACGUGCUGAUGUCUUUCCAAGGAGAGACACUAAGACUUGUACAUUUGCAGGGCUCAGGCUUCAAAGCUUUUAUAUUUGCUAAUUUAAAAAACUAAAUAACAACAAGUGAGUUGGGGAUAAUUAAUAUGGAACCUCAUUUAUUUUGUUGCACUAAACUUAGUAAGGGUUGCACUUUUUGAAUAGAGAGAUUAUCUCCUUCGUUAGCUUGUUAUGCAUUUCAGAAACUUAUUCAAUUCUCAAUUAGCUUGUUACUUAAAAUGGUACCUAUGGGGCAUUCUUGUACAAAAUGAUUAUCUCGAUAUAUUUAUAUGUGUAAAUAAUGUAUUUAUUUUUGCAGUAUGGCACUGUUUACACACACACACACACACACACACACAAAAACUUUAUGUGCCAAGUUGUGAACUUGGAUGAAAAUUGCCACGUUUUCUCCUUUCUGGUACCAAUGUUCAAACACUCCAACGUGGUGACAAUGCAGGGAAGAGAUGUGGUUUAAGAUGAUCGGGUGUUGUUGGGUUUUUUGGCUUUCAUUCAGGAGUGAAUGUGAUGGUUGCACUUUAGAAUAAAACUGGCUUCUUGUCGCUGUGUAUGGCAAGACUCUA